Acanthocheilonema viteae is the source of this 1821-nucleotide messenger RNA. The record is from the annotation of a GenBank genome assembly. Lineage: Eukaryota; Metazoa; Nematoda; Chromadorea; Rhabditida; Onchocercidae.
AUGUAUUCACUAUUAACUUUUAUAAUUAUUUUCUUACUGCGAAUAUAUCAUAUUUGGGCUGCUUAUUUUUCACAAUUUUCACUUCGAGAACCGGAAUAUGAUCCCUGUUACGAUCAUGCCGGGCGUCCUAUACGUUGUGUUCCGGAUUUUAUUAAUGCCGCAUUUGGCAAACCAGUCACUGCAUCCAACACAUGCGGACAGUCUGGACCGUCGAGCUACUGUACACUCCGUGAGAAUGCAAUGGGAGUGAUGGAAGAAGUGUGCAAUAUUUGCGAUGCAACUAGCAAAACUCGAUCUCAUCCAGCUUCUCAUUUGACAGAUUUGAAUAAUUUACAAAAUGUGACCUGUUGGAUGUCAGAACCAAGUACCGAAUAUCCACAUAAUGUGACGUUAACUUUAUCACUGGGAAAAAAGUACGAAUUAACCUAUAUAUCAGUACAAUUUUGCAAUCGUCUUGCUGAUUCUAUGGCCUUUUACAAAUCAGUAGAUUUCGGGAAAACUUGGAUACCAUUCCAGUUUUAUUCAACAGAGUGUCAAAAGAUCUAUGAUCGCAAUCCAAAUAUUAAAAUUGGCAAAUAUAAUGAACAGGAAGCAUUAUGUACCAAUACUCAUGCAUUGACCUCAGUGCCGAACCGGGUAGCCUUUGCAACCCUGGAAGGUCGUCCAUCAGCAUUUGAAUUUGAACAUUCACCCAUAUUACAAGAUUGGGUUACUGCCACUGACAUACGUGUUAUUUUUAAUCGACUCAGUCCUGAUCAGGCUGAAUUAUAUGGCUUAACAAAUGAAAUAGGAGCGAACAUAACUGAUAUGGACCGGUUGAAGCAGCGCUAUUAUUAUUCAGUGGGUGAGCUAGCUGUCGGCGGUCGUUGCAAGUGCAAUGGUCAUGCUUCCAGGUGCAUAUUGGAUAAAACGGGCAAUUACAUUUGUGAUUGCAAGCACAAUACAGCUGGUGCUGAUUGUGAGCGCUGCAAGACAUUUCAUUUGGACCGCCCGUGGGGCCGUGCUACCUCGGAAAAUGCCAACCACUGCGUCGCUUGUAACUGUAACCUACAUGCGAAAAGAUGUCGAUUUAAUAUGGAAUUGUAUAGGCUGAGUGGUAAUAAGAGCGGCGGUAUCUGUAUUAACUGCAAACAUAACACAGCCGGUCGUAAUUGCCAUUACUGUAAACCAGGAUAUUUUCGAGAUCUGACAAAAUCAAUAACACAUCGAAGAACUUGUAAAGCAUGUAAUUGUCAUCCUGUUGGUUCACUUUCACGAAGUUGCAAUCAAAGCAGUGGACAAUGUAUCUGCAAAGAUGGUGUCACCGGUUUGACCUGCAAUCAGUGUUCGAAAGGAUACCAGCAAAGUCGUUCGCCACUCCAUCCAUGCAUUCGUAUUCCUGUCAGCGGGUCAGCAAUAAUUCAUGAUGCCAAAUGUCCGAAAUGUAGAGCUGCACCGAAACGAUUAACGCAGAAAAAGUACUGCAGGAGAGAUUACGCGGUUGAAGUACAAAUAACAGGACGUGAAAGUGUAGAUGGAUGGAGUAAGUAUCGGUUGCUGGUAUUAGCAAUAUACAAACGUGAUGCUGAAAUUCGUUUACGCCGCGGUGAGCAGUCAUUAUGGAUAUCUGGCAAACGUACUGCUUGCAAAUGUCCCAAAAUACGAGUGGGGAAAAAAUAUUUCAUACUUGGGGGAAAUGACACGAAUGACAUAAGUCGACCAGGAAUUGUUUUUGGUACAAGAACAGUUGUGUUGGAAUGGAAUGACGAAGAUUUGCAGAAAAUUAUGCGCUUUUCCAGAAAAGAAAGGAAAGGUCAAUGUCCAGCAAGACGACGAUUUUGA